This is a messenger RNA of Stegastes partitus (bicolor damselfish), 2585 nucleotides long. RefSeq names its product mpv17-like protein. The transcript is spliced from 4 exons. Lineage: Eukaryota; Metazoa; Chordata; Actinopteri; Pomacentridae. Gene Ontology annotation, cellular component: membrane; mitochondrion; cytoplasm. The coding region runs from base 182 to 829 and encodes 215 amino acids. The record is from RefSeq and is a predicted model, not a curated record. Gene Ontology annotation, biological process: mitochondrial ribosome assembly.
UGAGAAACAUGUUUACGUUGAUAAGUUUGCUCCAUCGACACUCGGGCGCAGAUGCACAGCCGCGUUCGUGUUUAGCUAACAUUUAGCUAGCUCCGAGUGUUCAGUCGGCGACAGACUGGUUAAUUUAAUUCACGACAACUCGCGUCAGACUACCGCUGAGUGGCGGUGACCGGCAACGACGAUGAGAAUGGCGUUUCUGCGACACAUCCGCCGGUUCCCGUGGGUCACCAACGUCACCCUGUACGGUUGCCUGUUCGCCGGCGGAGACUUCGUCCAUCAGUGGUUCUCGCGCAAGGAGAAGAUGGACUGGAGCCACACGCGCAACGUCGCCGUGGUCGCGUUCAGUUUCCAUGGCAACUUUAACUUCUUCUGGAUGCGCUUCCUGGAGCGGCGCUUUCCCGGUAACUCCGUCCGGAUGGUGGCGAGGAAGCUGCUGCUGGACCAGACCACGGCGGCGCCCCUGGCCACCACCGUCUUCUACACAGGCGUCAGUUUCUUGGAGGGCAAAGAGGACAUCAUGGAGGACUGGAGAGAAAAAUUCCUGAAUACAUAUAAGACGGGGCUAAUGUUCUGGCCGUUCAUGCAGUUUCUGAACUUUGCCUUGGUGCCUCUGUAUGUGCGGACCACCUUCACCGGCUGCUGUGCCUUCGUCUGGGCAACCUUCUUGUGCUUCUCACGUCAGAGCGGCGAUGGCACAGCUGCUGCUGCUCUGGCGUGGCUGUUCCCCGCUAAAGAGGAGGAAGCUGAAUCCACAGAAGAGAAAGUGGACUCUAAAGAAAAGGUAGAUGCCUCCAAACAGGGAACAGCAGCAUCUAAACCUACACAGUAACAGAGUCAGGACACAGAGGGAGACGAAACAUGAAUCAAAACUGGUCCAAACCAGGAUACAGCUGCUGCAGCGGUUCAGUCUGGUUCUUUCUAGCUCAGUGGUUGAUGUUACACUAACACUGCCAGGGUCUUAGAUUGAAGAUUCACAGAGGUAAGACAGAAAAUGAUGCUGCAAGGUGCUGUGGGAAACAGCCUCCGGCAAAUGGAAUGUAUGUGCAGCAUAUUUUUAAAUAUUAAUCCAAUAUAGCAGCUCAGUGGAAAAACAUUUUUCUGCUCCGCCCUUCCAUAGCACAGUGACGUAUCUCCAUGCUCCGUUUCUCAUCAGGUUUUAGUUUUUCUUUCUUUUUGUAAAUGCAACCUUGUGUUCUCACAUUUACAAGAAAAGUGAGGCUUGGCAAUAUUAAAUACUGGAAUGAUUUACGAGGACCUCUGCAGUGUGUCUGCGACAGAACUCUAAAGGUGUAGGGAUCAUUUCCACUGUGUGGAGUGGCAGCUAAUUUAUGGGCUUAGACUUUUAUUCUAAUGAAAACUACAAACGUUUAAAUAUCAUUCUCUUUUUAUUAGCACGAAUGCUUUAUUGACGGCAGUAGAUUGGGACUGCUGUCUAAGGACUCUCUGCUUUGGCUCCAGUUUACACUCUGGUACAUGAAAUACCACAUUCGGACGCACACAGCUACCGAUAAUUUAUUAUAUGAUAACGUGACUAUGUUUUAUGAAUGUCUAUGAAGGUACUUGGUCUUUGUGGCAAACAGUGCAACUUUUAAGCACAAAAAAAUACAAUAAUAAAAAAUUAUUCUGAAAAUGCAUUUUUAAUCUCCACAAUUUGAACCACUGCAGUAAUUAGAUGACACCCAUGAUUACUUGGAGCUUUUCUAGUAAUAAUUGAUGACGUUUGUCUCAAACAUCCGUCUACUUGAAUCUUGAAAUGCUGCCUGCCUGUUGUUGUACUUGAUGUUAAUGUUAUACUGUUGUUUCUUUUUGCACCACUUUAUAAUUUUUCCAGCCUGCUGUUCUAACCCUUUCUGUAAAUGUUAGUUUAUAGGUGUUCCUGCCUGCAUUGAUUCUUAAGCAGUAACAUCAGAUGUCUUUGCCAGGCAGCAGACAGUUUUAUAAAUAGAGUGCAGCUCAGCACAAGAGCUGUCCUUUAUUCCUAUAUAUAGAAUAUAAAGAAAGAUUUGGGGCAAACUUGUCUUUUCUGUCUCAGGUCAAUAAACAACCUUGUGCUUUUACUUGUGCUUCCAUGUAAAGCAGAAAUUCCCCAGUGUCAAAGAGAUCCGUGUCUGUUUGUCUGAUAUGGUUGAGUUUAAAUUAUAGUUUGUAAUUAUGCAUCCUGAAGUAGCUACAGUAAUCUGCUAGUGUUUGAUUAUAGAGUUUGACGUGUCUCACCAAACUAAAUUAUUACUGUGAAUAACAUAUUAAUAUAUAAAGCAGUGAGAUGUUUUAUGAGGAAUCUUUUGAGUUGUAUCCUUAGAUACAGUUAUGUCAUUUCAGUGUUUUUGUUCUUCAUUUGCUGAUGUGCUACACUGGAACCGAAAUGUCAGAUCAGUGAAUAUUCCCUUUGUGCAUAUCUUCUUGGUCAUAUUACCAACUCAAACAUUGGUAUGUUGUUUUAGCUCAGUAUGAAAUUUCUAAUUUAUUUUUAAAGAUCAAAAAGAACAGAUCGCCUUUGUUGACUUCAAAAACUGAUUUGAUUGUGCUGAAUUUUUUGAAUUAGUUGCACUAACUAUGGUUUUGCUGAAUAAAAGGAAAACAUCCUG